Solanum dulcamara is the source of this 679-nucleotide messenger RNA. Its product is annotated as 60S acidic ribosomal protein P1-like. Gene Ontology annotation, biological process: cytoplasmic translation; translational elongation. Lineage: Eukaryota; Viridiplantae; Streptophyta; Magnoliopsida; Solanales; Solanaceae. The transcript has 4 exons. The record is from RefSeq and is a predicted model, not a curated record. The coding region runs from base 138 to 479 and encodes 113 amino acids. Gene Ontology annotation, molecular function: protein kinase activator activity; ribonucleoprotein complex binding; structural constituent of ribosome. Gene Ontology annotation, cellular component: ribosome; cytosolic large ribosomal subunit.
UCCUCAACGACGUGUUUCUCCACUUUAUAAGCCUCUCACUAUCUCAAAUCUCAAAACCCUAGCAGCAAUAACUCAAUAUAGGAGCAGACCGCCAUUUUCUUCCCUUCAAGGAACAGGUAAUUUGGUUGAGUUAGAGAAUGUCGUUCGGAGAACUCGCUAGUACCUACGCUUGUUUGAUCCUCAAUGACGAGGACAUCCCCAUCACCGCAGAGAAGAUUUCUGCUAUUGUAAAAGCAGCAAAUGUCACCGUCGAACCUUACUGGCCUCUCUUGUUCGCCAAGCUUGCCGAGAAGAGAAACAUCUCAGAUCUCAUCAUGAGCGUUGGUGCCGGCGGCGGUGGUGCCGCUGCCGUUGCCGCCCCCGUCGGUAGUGCCGCCGCUGGUGGUGGUGCUGCAGCAGCUGCCCCUGCUGCUGAGGAGAAGAAGGAGGAACCAAAGGAAGAAAGUGAUGAUGAUAUGGGAUUCAGUUUGUUUGAUUAGAAGCUACUGUUAGUAUGAUCUGUUCUUUUGUUUCCAAAAAAUAUUGGUUAAAGUUUUAGUUAUUGAUGUUUGAGAUAUUCGAGAAGUGUAAGAGUGCAUUUAAUCUUGAGGAGGUUAUGGACUUCUGUUGUGCUCGUUUUGCGCCUUAGUUUUAGCCAUUUUUGUCAGUUUAAUCAAAUGUUUGUUCUUCUAUCGUUAAA